This is a messenger RNA of Ahaetulla prasina, 5049 nucleotides long. Its product is annotated as neutral alpha-glucosidase AB-like. Gene Ontology annotation, biological process: snRNA 3'-end processing; carbohydrate metabolic process; N-glycan processing. Lineage: Eukaryota; Metazoa; Chordata; Lepidosauria; Squamata; Colubridae. Gene Ontology annotation, molecular function: carbohydrate binding; glucan 1,3-alpha-glucosidase activity. The record is from RefSeq and is a predicted model, not a curated record. The transcript has 25 exons. Bases 16 to 2991 code for a protein of 991 amino acids. Gene Ontology annotation, cellular component: glucosidase II complex; integrator complex.
UCGGCCGGUGCCUGCAUGUCCGCUCUGUGCGAUCCGGCGGGGGUAGUGGGGCCUCCGGGGUCCGCCCCGAGCCCCAAACCGGCCGCCGCGCCUCCGUCGCUCAGGAUGCCCGCAGUGGUGUGGUUGAUUCUUUUCCUGACCGUGGUGUCAGCGGUAGACAAAAGCAACUUCAAGACCUGUGACCAGAGUUCCUUUUGCAAGCGUCAGAGAAACGUAAAACCUGGAAGCUCCCCUUAUAGGGCGCUGCUGGAAUCCCUGCAGCUCAGCCAAGAAUCGAUGAAAGUCCAGCUUAUAAAUGAAGCAAGCAAGGUUCCUCUCCUCCUGGAGUUUUACGGCUUGAAAGGAAACAUGACCCGCCUUCGGAUUAACGAAUUGACGCCCCUCAAACCCCGCUAUGAGGUACACGACGUCUUAAUCCAGGACCCUCCCACCUCCAGCUUGUCUGUCACAGGCCGCGACGAGAACAGCGUGGAACUCUCGCUGGAAGACGGGAUCCACAAGGUGAUUUUGACGGCAAAGCCCUUCCGCAUGGAUUUGCUGGCCGGGCGGGAGCUGGUGUUGAGUGUCAAUUCCCGAGGCCUGCUGGUGUUCGAGCACCUGCAACAGAGAAAGGACUCUUUCUCGGAUAAAGUUAGUGGCACGGUCGUUAGCAUUUGGGAUAGGAUCACGAACGUUUUCUCUAGCACGCCGGCGAAGGAACCCGAGUCGGAAGCGGGCGGGGAGCCUGACGACACCGCCAAUCCAGCUUUGCCUUCGGAAGAGGAAUCUGCAGAGAAAACCGAGCAGCCUGAAGAUGCCUCUCAAAAGAAUGCAGAAGAGGAUCUGGGAUCCUGGGAAGAAACUUUUAAGACCCACACGGAUAAAAAACCCAACGGGCCAACGUCGGUUGGGCUCGAUUUCUCGUUCCCGGGAGUGGAGAACGUUUACGGUAUCCCGGAACACGCAGAUAACCUCCGUCUUCGAACCACUGAGGGCGGGGAUCCGUAUCGCCUCUAUAAUUUGGACGUCUUCCAAUACGAACUCUACAAUCCAAUGGCUCUCUACGGGUCGGUCCCGGUGUUGUUAGCUCACAGCACUCAACGCACCCUUGGCAUAUUUUGGCUCAACGCAGCCGAGACUUGGGUGGACGUCACCUCCAACACAGCUGGGAAGACCAUGUUUGGGAAGAUGCUGGAUUACAUACAAGGCGGAGGAGAGACGCCCCAGACGGACGUUCGCUGGAUGUCGGAGAGCGGGAUCAUCGAUGUCUUCCUUCUGCUGGGACCUUCACCCGCGGACAUUUUCAAGCAGUACGCAUCCCUUACAGGCACCCAGGCUCUGCCUCCGCUCUUCGCCCUGUCCUAUCACCAGAGCCGCUGGAACUACAACGACGAGGAAGACGUGGCCGCCGUGGACAACGGCUUCGACGAGCACGACAUCCCCUGUGACGUCAUCUGGCUGGACAUCGAGCACACCGACGGCAAGCGCUACUUCACCUGGGACCCCAACAAAUUCUCCCACCCGCGGGAGAUGCUUCAGCGGCUGGCGGCCAAGAGGAGGAAGAUGGUGAGCAUUGUAGACCCACACAUCAAAGUCGACACCGCCUACCGAAUCCACAAUGAAAUUCGCUCCCGGGACUUUUACGUCAAGACCAAGGACAGGAAUGACUACGAAGGCUGGUGUUGGCCAGGUUCAGCGGGCUAUCCGGAUUUCACCAACCCCCAGAUGCGCUCCUGGUGGUCCAGCAUGUUUGCUUACGACCAAUACGAGGGCUCCAUGGAGAACCUUUACACUUGGAAUGAUAUGAACGAGCCUUCGGUCUUCAAUGGUCCUGAGGUCACCAUGCACAAGGACGCCGUCCAUCAAGGGGGCUGGGAGCAUCGCGAUGUCCACAACCUGUACGGCUUCUACGUGCAAAUGGCCACCGCAGAGGGACAGGUGCAGCGGUCCGGCGGCAUGGAGCGCCCCUUCGUCUUGACCCGAAGUUUCUUUGCCGGUUCACAACGUUACGGGGCUGUGUGGACGGGGGACAACGCAGCCGAGUGGGACCACCUAAAGAUCUCCAUCCCCAUGUGCCUGAGCCUGGGUUUAGUGGGCAUCUCUUUCUGCGGAGCCGACGUGGGUGGCUUCUUUAAAAACCCGGAACCGGAGUUGCUGGUGCGUUGGUACCAAGCUGGAGCCUAUCAGCCUUUCUUCCGGGCGCAUGCGCACGUGGACACCACCCGCCGGGAACCCUGGCUUUUCGGCGACGAGAACAAGGCUCUGAUCCGGGAGGCCGUCCGCCAGCGUUACGCUCUGCUUCCUUUCUGGUAUACCCUCUUCUAUCAGUCUUACCGGACUGGCAAGCCGGUCAUGAGACCGCUUUGGGUCGAAUAUCCCCAAGACCCUACCUUGUACCCCAUUGAUGAUGAAUACCUGCUUGGCGAUGCAUUGUUGGUUCAUCCAGUAACCGCACAAGGAGCGCGGGGGGUACAGAUCUACUUACCUGGUAAAGGAGAAGUUUGGUACGACGUCCACACCCACCAGAAACUCCAUGCCCCACAGACGUUUUAUUUGACGGUCACCAUGAGCAGCAUUCCUGUCUACCAGCGUGGGGGCAGCAUAGUGGCUCGCAAGGAGCGUGUCCGGCGUUCUUCGGACUGCAUGCAGAAUGACCCAUACACGCUCUACGUGGCUUUGGGGCCUCAGGGAACCGCCCAAGGGGAACUUUUCGUUGACGAUGGGCACACAUAUAAUUUUGAGACGAAAGGAGAAUACCUGCACCGCCUCUUCCGUUUCUCCGGCAAUGUGCUGACGGCCAGCUCGGCAGAUCCAAAAGGCAGCUAUGAAACCCCGGCCUGGAUCGAACGGGUGGUGAUCCUCGGAGCGGGAAAACCGGGGGCCGUCUUCCUCAAACAACACGGAGCGGGCGAGACGCGGCUGGAUUUCACCCACGAAGCCGAGACCUCCGUUCUAACCAUCCGCAAGCCCGCCGUGAAUGUUGGAGAAGACUGGAGCAUCUCGCUACGAUAAUGGCACGAGGCGGGAGGGGGGGCGGGGGAGACAAGAAUUAGCUGGGCAGAGAGGCAGGGAGAUGUUGUGGGGGGGGGGUGUUUGAGGAGCUCCAGGUCAGGAUCCUAUCUCCCCCCCAUCCAUUGGGUAGAUAGAUCUGGAAGCUCCCCGCUGUAUCUCAGGUCCAGUGUCCCAGUUCAGAAGGCAUGAAAUGGAAGAGGGAUUCCCUUCCCUUCCCUUCCUCCCUCUGGCCUUUUUAUCCUUCUCUUCCUCCUUCUUUCCUUCCCUCUGCUCCAGUCCCUCCCCUGUCUGUCUUUUUUCCUUCCUACUUUCUUCCUCUCUCUUCAUCCCUUCUUUUUCCUUCUCUUCUUCCCUCCCUUUUACUUCCUAUCUCUCCAUUCCUCCCAUCUUUUCUUUCCUCCUUCCUUCUCGUCCUCUCCUCUUCCUUUCUUCGUCCCUCCCUCCUGCCCUCUUUUCUGUUUUCCUUCUCUUCUUCCCUCCCUUCCUUUCCCAUCUCUCCGCUCCGAUCUUUUUCCUUCCUCCUUUUCCCUCCUCCUCUCCUUUCUAUGUUCCUCCUUUCCUCCCUCUGUCCUUCCUUCCUCUUUCUUUUCCUUCUCUUCUUCCCUGCCUUUCCUUCUUUCCACUCCACCCUCCCGUCUCUCUCGUUCCUCUCUCCCCUUCUCUCUCCUCUUUCUCUCCCCUAUCUAUGUAUUCCUCCCUCCCUCCUUUCUUCCCUCCCUCCAACUUUUAGCAAUAUUUGCUGUAAAAUGAGGACUUUUCCUGGCGACGCUGGAUUGCAAUUUUCCCUUAGGGGACUGGAGGCCAAGGCGCACACCCACCCACCCUCUCUCUCCCCCCCCCCCACUCCAAUUAUUUUUUCUGGAAAACGCAAAGCCAAGAUUUGCCUUUUUUCCAAAGUUGGUUGGGCCUAGCUCUCGUUCUCUGCACCCCCUUUCACCCUUCAUCUCUGCCCCGCACGUUCUGGCUGAAAUUUUAAAUCGGUUUCUGGACCAAUUUGGGGGUGGGGUGGGGGAACUCAAACAGAAAUUCACUUGACGGUUGACGAGGACUGCCUUUUCAACCCCUUUCCUCGCCAGCCAGCCGGCCAGUGUACUACAAUUCCCUCCACAAUCCCUUACGCAGCCCUUUCGCAGUUUCGCAAGAACUUGUGUGUGCGCAGCCAGACCACAAAAACCUCACUCUAUCAUCCCUGCCCCGUCCCCAGGAGGCUCUUCUGACUAAAUCCUUCGGGUGGGGGGGUUUCCCCCCCUCCCCCCAGACUGGAGAGUGUGUGUAUGUGGGGGUGUGUGAAUUUUCUGUUCUCCAAGAGUGGGAGGUGACCUAGGUGUCAGUCAAUCACUGUCACUUCUAUUUAUGGCGACUUUUUUAAAAAAAAUUUGGGCGGGGAAGGCAGACCAGACAGAUCAUGUGAAGAUAAAAAGACAGGUGUCGUUAUUGUUGUUUAGUUAGCAGACUUAAAUCUUGAGCCGAAGUGGAAAAUGGCGGUCCUUCCCGCGGGACCCAAGGAAACAUGGGGAGGGGAAUUGCGUUUUUUUGGGGGGGGGGAGAGUGCAUGAGCUGCUAGAGAAGCACCCCCCCCCCUUCCUUGCAGGAAAGAGAGAAGCCAGGGGCGCAUUUGCCUGCCGGAAGGGCUGGAAUUUUUUGUUUUUUAAUUAUUAUUCCUUUUUAGCUGCUCUGCCUCCUUCCCUCCCUUUCCUGCCUUCCGGCUUCGCUUCUGCCUACGAGCCAGCAGCUUUCGUUUUGUGGUUUGUUUGUUUUUUUGUUUUUUUAAAAAAUGAUUAUCUGUCGAUGUCUGUGGAUUAACAUUCCUGAUUCUGGCUGGUUUCUCCCUUAAUAUGUGUUUGCCAGGCGAAAUUUUUAAAAAAAGGCACAGAGCGCAGCUUUUAGUUAAAAACUAAAAACAAAAUUCCUUCACACACUCAAACACACGCACACCGAAAUCUUUUCUAUCCCUUCCUUGAUUGUCAUGACAUCCGCAGGUAAAAAGCUUUUACUUGACUUGAGUGUUUUGAUAAAAGAUGGAGAAUUAAAAAAAAUAAAAAUAAAAAUAACGUAAAA